CGCCCUUGAGCGUAGAAAAGGAAGAGAGGCACUACUCUUCGCACAGACAACACGCGGGCAGUGAGCAAGACGAGACAAAGUCAUGGCUUCAAGGAUUUGGCACAUUCUUCUAGAACAAAGGCUCCUUCUUCUGCUUCAUCUAGCUGUAGCCAUAACCAGACUCAGGUCAGCUGAUGCUGGACAUUCUCCUCCAACUGUGUAUCAUCGGGUGGUUGGAGAAAAUGUCACCUUCUACUGCCCUGCAGCGCAAGAAUCGCAACUGCAGUUUCUGUACUUUCAAAAAGAUGUUGUUGGUGCAAAGCCCAUUUUCUUUAAUGGAUAUCAUUUUUCAAAACCUCUUCCAAAUCGACGUCCAAACACAGAAAUGGAUCAAAACCACACAAAGAUGCACAUCUACGGACUAAACCUAUCUGACAGUGGGGAAUACCAUUGUUUUUAUAUGUAUAAAGAUACUGCAAGUGACGAUCCCAUCAAGAUCCAGAUUUAUCUUAAUGUCACAGCUGUCUUCAGUAAGCCUGAAAUGACAGUCAAAUGUAAAGAAGAAAGCGGCGUCCCAUCGGACUGUAAUGUGACAUGCCACUCACAUAAUGGGUUAUCAGGAAAAUGGAUGGAGUGGAAUGUUACUGGAAACAUCAACAAGGAAAUGUGGAAGGUUCUCCUUAACGAUGAAAGUCCUUCCAGAGACGAGUUGGUUAGCAUCUCCAGCACCGCAAAUUUUAACUGCUGUGGUGAUGAAGUGAAGGUGUCCUGCUCUGUGGACAGGUUCACCUCAGAGACCGUCUCAGUGUGUUCUUCUAAGGUCCCUCCUGACCCAUCUUACAAAUUCAAUUCUGCAGUGAUAGCUGCAAUUGUUAUUUGUUCGGUUUUCGUGUUUGGCCUGCUUUUGUUUUGGUGGUGGAAGAACAGAACAACAGGUACUGACAAAGGGUCAGUAGAACGAAACACUGUAGAGGAGGUCAUAGUUCUAAAUAAUAUAAGAGGAGAGCCAAUGGGAUCAUGAAUGUCUACAAGAACAUUUGAACUGCAGCUCAAACGUCCUGGAAUGCAGGACCUAAUCUAUUUGUCAGUCAAACGCACAUGUGACCUAAAGCCGGUGCAUGAAUGCCCACCGAGCCUUUGACUCACCAGGGAGUGACAGUACGGCAUCACAGCAGAAGGAAGUAUUUACAUUUAACUGGUGAAAUUGUGCGUCAUCAAACAAAAGUGGUUAACUUUCCAAAGAAAUGGCAUUUCCGAUAGGGCGUGGUUCAUUGAGUUCUGAGCACACAAUGUAAAAGAACGUCGAAUGGAAACCUCUACCGAAGACGAGAAGUAAAACUGAACCUCAUGAAGUCUCUUUUGUUGCACUGAGCUUUGCUGGAAUGACUGCUCUACAUUCACAUUUGCAGAUCUGGUUUUGAAUGUGCUGAUGUCUCAGGACUCUUCAGUGAACAUUUUAUAAUAUUAUAAAUCAUUCUACAAAAAGAAAAAAAAAAUUAUAUUUAUAAAAAGGUGUUUGAACCAGCAAGACUAGUAGCUUGAAGGAACUGUUCACGGCUUGAUGUCAGUAUUUUGUGUGCACAGAUAUGUGCACUUUGACAUUAUGGUAUCAGUUCCAGUAAAGUGCAAUAUUUAUAGAAUGAGAACUUUGUUCUUUUUAAGUAAACUUUUAUAUUUGCCCGUCUUCCUGUUUUUAGAAGAAAGUAACCAUAUAUGUUGGACUAUCAUGAUAUGUUUAAGUUAUUGUGUCUCUCUUUUUUAUGAUGUACAAUGUAAUGUUUACUCUGUUUACGCAGUUUGGGGAGAGGAGCUGUCUGGUUUUCCCCUUUGCUCUGAGUUACCAGACAGCUUCAAAAAGCUGCUUUCAUUUCCCUAAAAUGUGCAUCACAGUUCUCUUCAGGGACACUUCUGUUUUUUUUUUUAUAUGUGAUGAAAUAUUUUUUGUAUCGACAUUUGUAAGAAAACAAAUAAACUAUGUAUUUAAAUUUUAAUAAUGCUGGGGAAACAAAUGUUGAACCUCAUAUGCAGAUGUCUGUAUUUAAAUCAUUUUGAAAUUUGAGAGAAAAAUUGCGCACACUGUUCUGACACUAAAGAGGUUACUGUGGUGCCACAAUAAAAAUAAUUCAGAGUGAGCUUAUGUAACCAAACUAGAUGAUUUAGUGCCUAACUGUGAAGCAUAAUGAACAUAUUGCAUGGUUAAAAAGCAAAUAAAAAUGUGAAAUGUG
Molecule: messenger RNA, 2204 nt
Organism: Poecilia reticulata (guppy)
Lineage: Eukaryota; Metazoa; Chordata; Actinopteri; Cyprinodontiformes; Poeciliidae
Biological process (GO): cellular response to lipopolysaccharide; T cell costimulation; negative regulation of T cell proliferation
Cellular component (GO): external side of plasma membrane
Source: RefSeq, a predicted model, not a curated record